AUGGGGCUGCUUGCACAUAAUUUCCCGAUAGGGUCCCAUAGAAGGCCCGACCACACAGACGAACCAUCCUCCGAACUAGCCGUGGAAGAAAUGGGAGAGAUCUUCCCAGAAUACCGACUUCCCUCGACGAUAUGCGGCACCGGCUUUUCCAAUGAGCAUAUGACCAAGUCAUCUUCUGCCAGCUGGGACAUGUUGUUACACUCUUUGGCAACAGACUCAGAACGCGCAAAUGUGGCUUCCAUCAUGGCAGCUGAAAAUCUAGGGUUUAGAGAUAUUAUCAAAUACGGGAUAAUUCUUAUGGGCUCAGCCAUUGACUCGGAGUCUUUCGAGCGUGCCCUGUGCGCUCCUUUGAAGUCCUGGACGGAGUACCUUGCCGAAACUUUGGGCGAUCUGGAUAUCGGAGCUGUAUGCAGCGUCGGAAUGCGUUUCUUAGCAAGUCUACAGGGACCAGCCGAUGACCCUUUCAAAAUUUCUCGUUCCCUGACUCGCACUCGUCAAUUGUUGGAUCCGCCCGUCCACUCUACCUUCCCCACCACCCCAUGGCUGACGUUCGCACCUGCCUGCGUGAUCAAUGCGCAUCUUCUAUCAAUUCCUCUUGCGGAUAUCAUGAACCCCAAUACCCGAUCCUCUUUCUCGUGUGUCUCAUCUCCCGUGGUGCUUGCUUCGAGCCUUUCACCAACCUGGGAGCAGCUCACGAUCCCACAUUAUCGUUAUAUCGAUACGCUGCCAUGGCCGUCCGUAAGGUCACGGCUUAUCAUAUCCUUGCACAGUAACCCUCCCAUGAUUGACCACGGUGAGUUCGCCAACGAUUUGGUAAACAAUGGCGUCCGGUGUUGGAUCUCAUCCCCCGGCUCCUGGCCUGGAGCAGAUGCCCCAUGGCACGCUCGGUGCUGGGAAGUUAUGCCGUGGUUCUCCGAUCGAUGGCGGCUUAUCUUUCAAAGUUAUAUCAUCGAUGCGAACCCGUUGUAUCGAUACCAAGAGUCAUAA
Molecule: messenger RNA, 987 nt
Organism: Penicillium vulpinum
Lineage: Eukaryota; Fungi; Ascomycota; Eurotiomycetes; Eurotiales; Aspergillaceae
Product: DUF3425 domain-containing protein
Exons: 1
Coding region: 1-987 (328 amino acids)
Source: RefSeq, a predicted model, not a curated record